This is a messenger RNA of Rhinocladiella mackenziei CBS 650.93, 1482 nucleotides long. RefSeq lists its product as uncharacterized. Gene Ontology annotation, cellular component: mitochondrion. The transcript has a single exon. Bases 1 to 1482 code for a protein of 493 amino acids. The record is from RefSeq and is a predicted model, not a curated record. NCBI's taxonomy places the organism in Eukaryota, Fungi, Ascomycota, Eurotiomycetes, Chaetothyriales, Herpotrichiellaceae. Gene Ontology annotation, molecular function: metal ion binding; alcohol dehydrogenase (NAD+) activity.
AUGUCCCUUUCACCCGCGGUCCGAGUCGCCAGGACGGCUGCUCAGCGUUCAACCUCUUUGCUACACGCCAUUCAGUACAAUCAUCCUCCAAAUUGCCCUUGUCACUCGAAUCCCAGCCAUCAUCAUGCUCCCGCCGUCUUCGGUGAAGCCCGAAGGCGAUUGGCUACCCCCGUUGAUCCCUCGCGAUCUAAGGAUUAUGCGUUUGAGAUGGCUGCUAGUUCGAUCCGAUUUGGACCCGGAUGCACAAAGGAGGUGGGUAUGGACUUCAAAAAUAUGGGUGCCAAACGGGUUUGUGUUGUGACAGAUGGCAACGUCGCAAAGUUGGACGCCAUGAAACAGGUGGUGGAAGGAUUGACCAAAGAAGGCAUUGAAUUCACCGUCUACGACAGAUGUCGGAUUGAACCCAAAGACAGCUCAGUCAAGGAUGCCAUUGCUUUUGCAAAGCCGUAUCGGCCGGACGCCUUCUUGGCCGUCGGAGGAGGAUCCGUCAUUGACACGGCCAAACUGAUGAAUCUGUAUACCUGCUUCCCCGAUGCAGAUUUCUUGGAUUUUGUUAAUGCUCCCCUGGGAAAAGGCUUGCCUAUCACCAAGCCACUCAAGCCCCUUGUGGCGGUUCCUACGACGGCCGGAACGGGCUCGGAAACGACGGGAACGGCCAUUUUCGACUUGGUCGAGAAACGCGCGAAGACCGGGAUUGCCCACCGUAAUUUGAAACCGACCUUGGGUAUCUGCGAUCCCAUCAACACCCGCACAAUGCCAUCGGCCGUUCACGCUUCCUCGGGGUUGGAUGUAUUGUGCCAUUCACUGGAGUCCUGGACGGCUAUCCCAUACCACGAAAGAUCUCCGCGGCCUCCAAACCCAAUCAAUCGCCCCGCGUAUCAAGGUGCCAAUCCUAUCUCGGAUAUCUUCUCAUUGAAGGCUCUCAAGUCGACAGUCAAAUACUUGCCGCGAGCGGCCCAAGAUCCAGAGGACCUGGAGGCUCAGAGUGAGAUGCUCUUGGCUGCCACAUUGGCCGGAGUUGGAUUUGGUAAUGCAGGUGUACAUCUAUGUCAUGGAAUGAGUUAUCCCAUUAGCGGACAAAAUCCGGGCUAUAAACAUGCGGGAUACGUGGUUGAGGACCCCAUCAUUCCCCAUGGCGUGAGCGUCGCAGUCACUGCUCCAGCGGUGUUCAGGUUUACCGCUUCCAGCAAUCCUGAACGUCAUCUGGCGGCAGCAGAAGCUUUUGGUAAAGACGUCUCGAACGUCAAGAAAGAAAGUGCAGGCGAAGUUCUGAGCGAAGCCCUGGCCGAAUUCCUGAUCAAGCUUGGAGACCAGCCUCGAGGCUUGAAGUCGUUAGGGUUUACACGGGAAAGUAUUGAUGAUCUGGUGGAAGGUACUCUGCCUCAAAGGAGAGUCCUGAUGCUGGCACCCAAUUUGAGCGAAGAAGAGAACGAGGAACGAGAACAACUACGCGGAUUGUUCGAAGAAGCAUUGGAAUACUGA